AUGGAUGGAUACUCUGUCACAACAUAUGGACUGCUUGACAACGCAAGCCGUGGAACCAUUGUUGAUGCGAACUUAGCAAAGAAACUGAAUGUGAAGACAACCAAACAGUCGGUGGCUGUUACGACAGUACUUGGAACCCAGGAUUGCGAAUUUGAAUCAGUAUGCUUGUUUCUCCAAGCUGCAACAGCUGGACACGCUGACCCAAUUCUAUAAGUGAGCGAAGGAUUAGUCAAGGAGCUCAAUGUAAAUGAAAGAGUUCUUCCAAAUGAGAUUGACUGCGAAAGAUACCAGCACUUAGCUGAUAUAACUAUGCAUCAAGUCGAACUAAAACAAGUUUCUAUAAUUAUCGGAGAAGAUGUUAAGGGAGCGCAUAUUGUGCAAGAAGUUAGAGUGUCUGAGACUCCAGAAUGUGAGCUGUAUGCAACCAGAACAGCACUUGGAUGGACUAUCGCUGGCAGCGUAGAGGUGAAUGGUGUUUUAAAGAAAGAGCUGUCAGUUAACUUUCUUGAUACCAACAAUCGGUUGCUCAAUCGACAAGUAGAGAAAUUCGGGGAAAUUGAAACGUCUGGAUUAAGAGAGAACGACUUAACGAAAACUGUAUCCGUUGAAGAUUGCCGAGCCGAAGAUAUUCUUCACAGGAGCACGAAACUCGUAGACGGACAUUAUGAGACAGAUUUGUUGUGGAAGGACGAUUGCCCACGAUUCCCCAAUAAUAGGACGGUGGCAGAGAAACGGCUAAAAUCUUUAAAGAAGAAGUUUUACAAUAACCCAGACCUAGAAAUCAAAUAUCGAAAAGUCAUGGAGGAAUACAUUGAAAGGGGGUUCGCCAGAACGUUAACAAAGGAGGAAGCUGAUACUAUAACGGACAAGACAAACUACAUUCCUCAUCAUCACGUUAUUAAUAAAAACAAGCCUGAAAAGGUCAGAGUUGUUUUCCACGCAGCUGCGAAAUUCGAAAAUACAUGCUUGAACCAGAACCUAUUGCAAGGCCCUGACUACACGAACAGUCUCGUUGGCGUCAUGAUUAGGUUUCGGCAAGAUAAUAUUGCUUUAGUGGAGGAUAUUGAAGGUAUGUUCAAUCAGGUGAAGGUAUCUCCAGAAGACCAGGAUGCAUUUCGAUUUCUUUGGUGGAGCGAAGGUCUUGAAGAAAUACCGGACGAAUACGCAAUGACAGUAGACGUUUUAGCAGCAACAGACUCGCCGUGUUGUGCGAAUUACUGCUUUAAAAGGACUGCCGAAGAUAAUAAGGACGAAUUUACCGAUCUUGUCGUUGACACUGUUCUGAGACAUUUCUAUGUCGAUGAUAUGCUAAAGGCCUUAUAGAACGAAAAUAUUGCCAUUGAAGUAGCUACGAGUUCCAUGUCUUUGCUUUCACGAGGUGGCUUCAAUUUGACUAAAUCCAUGUCAAAUAGUCGGACAGUUCUCCAAGCAAUACCCGCUGAAAAAAGAGCCUUGCCCAACCUCGAUCUAGAUCUUGACCAACUCCCCAUUGGACGCACGUUAGGUGUACAUUGGAAUGUUGAAGACGACACGUUUUGCUUUAAGAUAAAGCCUUGUGACAAGCCUAAUACCAUGAGAGGUGUACUUUCGUGUGUUUCUUCCUUUUAUGAUCCAAUGGGAUUUGCUGCACCAGUGCUUUUACCUCCUAAGCAAAUUCUUCAGGUUUGCUGGCGGAGAAAAUUGAAAUGGGACGAUCCUUUGGAGGCUGACUUACUGAAAUCUUGGAUUAAUUAGAAAUCAUUGCUACCACUGAUGACACAAAUAAGCAUUCCUCGUUGUUUCUACCGCCUGCCAGAUCACGAUGAUGCCGUUGUCGAAUUACACCAUUUCUGUGACGCCUCCGAGAUAGGAUACGGCACCGUGUCGUACUUACACAUCCUGUACAGCGACGGAACCAGUAAUUGCUCGUUUAUCAUGGGAAAGUCGAGAAAUGCUCCAAUUCGGUCGCCUACGAUUCCAAGACUUGAAUUGCAAAGUGCGUUAUUGGCUGUAUGAAUGAAUAAAAUUAUUCAGAGAGAACUUGAUAUAACUGUACACGAAACACUUUUCUGGACGGAUAGUAUGAUAGUACUAUCCUAUAUUCACAACACUACGAAACGGUUUCAAACGUACGUGGCAAACCGAGUAAAUGAAAUCCGAGAAUUAUCUGAGCCGACACAAUGGCGACACUGCCCAGGAGAAUUGAAUCCCGCGGACGAUUGUUCUCGUGGUUUAGACUCUCAGCAAUACAUAGAACAAGAACGGUGGUUACGAGAUCCAGAGUUCCUUUGGAACCAUAGAGAUUCAUGGCCGGACCAACAAGUGAAGGAGAUACCUGAUGGUGAACUGGAGAUCAAAAAGAAGAACGACCUGUGUGACUCGCCUUGA
Molecule: messenger RNA, 2367 nt
Organism: Paramuricea clavata
Lineage: Eukaryota; Metazoa; Cnidaria; Anthozoa; Malacalcyonacea; Plexauridae
Source: the annotation of a GenBank genome assembly